AUGUUUGCAAAAAUUACCUUGCUCUCUGCUGCCAUUGCCGCCGUAGCUGCUGAGUUAGGAUGUGAAGAUGGAUGGACUCUGGGCAAGGGGACCGAUCAGUGCUACAAGCGCUUCGACGAUCUGACCGACUACAAUCGGGCGGAGGUCGUCUGCAAGGAACUUGGCGCCGAGCUGCCGAACAUCCAUUCGGAGGCUGAGAAUGCGGCAAUACAUGCUCUCGAUGUUCCGAACCAGCGGCUACGACUUGGCGCAACGAGGUUCGGAAGUGGCAAAUAUGACUUCAAAUGGUCUAACGGUUCCCCGAUGGAUUUCACAAAGUUCGACGACGCCUCUAUGGGCAACUCGUAUGGCUAUGAAAAUUGUCUGGACAUGGCCGAAGUAGAUCGUUGGAACGACGUCCGUUGCGACAUGCCGGAAAUUAUUGUAUGCCAGAAGAAGGGAAGCCAUAUCUCAACCGGGAAA
Mesorhabditis spiculigera is the source of this 462-nucleotide messenger RNA. The record is from the annotation of a GenBank genome assembly. NCBI's taxonomy places the organism in Eukaryota, Metazoa, Nematoda, Chromadorea, Rhabditida, Rhabditidae.